AGACAACUACAUUUCCCACAAUGCCCUCUGACACGUUAUUAGUCACAUGGUUGGUUAUAGACUCCUCGACUUCCCGCCGCUGAGCGUGACUGACUAUAGCCCACUGCACAACCUUUAACGAUGCCUAAGUCUAAAGAAGUGCUGUCUUCCACUUCUGGCAGUGAUUCAGACAGUGAUACAGAAAAAAAGGCCAAAAGAAAGAAGGCAAGUGCUCCUGAGAAGCCUGCUAAAAAACAGAAAAGUGGAGAGACCUCCAAACCGAGUGGCUCUGCUAAGAGUGACCGAAACAAUGAUGAUAACUUGUUCCAGAUUGGAAAGCUGAGAUACGUCAGCGUCAGAGAUUUUAAAGGCAAGGUUUUGAUUGACAUUCGAGAGUACUGGAUGGACCAAGCUGGUGAGAUGAAGCCUGGAAAAAAAGGUAUUUCAUUGAAUCCUGAGCAGUGGAAUCAGCUGAAGGAACAAAUGUCGGACAUCGAUGAUGCAAUUAGAAGAUUGUAAGAGCUCUUUGUGCAGUGAAUGGUUGUCUGGUUCUUUUUAGAGUUCCAUUCUUUGGUACAUGGGGACUUUAACAAAAUAUUUCCUGUUUCAACUUGUACUUAUAUGUAUGCUGUUAAAUUUGAAGAGACUUCUUUAGUUAUAUUUUUGUUAAUUUCCAAAUGUCUGCUGUUAAUUGUUGUGUAUGAAUAGUAAGUCUUGACUGUGAUUAUUUUAUUAGUGCAAUAGCUGCAUUGUUCUCAUACUCUGCCUACAUAAUAAAGGCUUUUUUGGUUUGGAGUCUGUAUUUUUGAUUGAGUAUAAAAAUAUUAACCAUGUUUAGAUUUUUUUUUUUUUUUCUUUGCUCCCUAUAACAUAAAGUACAUAUUUUUAAACUCAAAGUUGUUGUGAUCCCGACAAUAAACAAAGCAGUAACGGAUGGCCUAAAAUGAAGGCGUUUGGCACUUUAUGAUGCAGCUUGUGUCCAGUCCUGAGUGCUUAUGUGUAAUUUGCUUGCCUUUGCGUGGGAGGAGGAAUUAUAAUGGUCUGUACACUCAAACAUAGACCAGACUCCGGAAUAAAAACAGCCCUUUCACUUGACUGUCCAGAAGAGCCAUCUUGCAUCAAUUGCAUUUGCUGUCUAAAUUAAAUCACUC
Messenger RNA from Sinocyclocheilus rhinocerous, 1130 nucleotides. Its product is annotated as activated RNA polymerase II transcriptional coactivator p15-like. Gene Ontology annotation, biological process: positive regulation of transcription initiation by RNA polymerase II. The transcript has 5 exons. The record is from RefSeq and is a predicted model, not a curated record. NCBI's taxonomy places the organism in Eukaryota, Metazoa, Chordata, Actinopteri, Cypriniformes, Cyprinidae. The coding region runs from base 121 to 498 and encodes 125 amino acids. Gene Ontology annotation, molecular function: transcription coactivator activity; DNA binding.